Molecule: messenger RNA, 1044 nt
Organism: Danaus chrysippus (African queen)
Lineage: Eukaryota; Metazoa; Arthropoda; Insecta; Lepidoptera; Nymphalidae
Source: the annotation of a GenBank genome assembly
AUGGUCGCCAUCCUAGCGAACCCCAAGUGGAGCGAGGACCUCACCAUCCAGAUGAUCAUAGAGUACGAGAAACGGGAAUAUCUGUGGAACCCGGUGUCGGAGAACUACAAGAAUAAAAAGAUACGCGAACAGGGCUACGUGGAAAUAAUAAAAACGUUGAACCUAGUGGACAUAACUGUUAAGGAGCUCAAGAAUAAAAUAAAGAACAUACGCUCCUCGUACAGCGUCGAGUUGAAGAAGAUUCGCGCGGCUCGGAAGGCCGGGGCGCAUGCGUACCGGCCGAGCGUCACGUGGUUCGAACACGCAGACAGGUUCCUCCGGGCCAUAGUCACCCCGAGCUCCGUCGACAAUAGCCUCCUCGAAAUACCGAUGAGCGACGACAGCGACGCCGUACAAGAUCUCAGCGAGAGGAAGUCGCCGGAGAAGAAGAGUCCCAGGAAACGUCGCAGUUCAACGCGCUCGUCGACUCCAUACGUCCUGAACACGCCGUCGCCCCGACCGAAUACACCUUUCGGUCUCAACCAAACUCCGUCCCCAUUCGGAAUCCUUCCAACGUCAACCACCGCUCCCUUCUUGAAUCCGCCCGUCGGUAUAGCGACCCCGCUCACCACCUCGCUGGCUACCAUAUAUCCAAUACCCGCGAAACAGAAGAGGAGCUCUGACGAUAGAAGCGACCAAUCAGAAACCGCUCAAGACCUAAGCCAGCAUUCGGAGAACGGGAAUGAAAAUGAAUUUGAAAUGUUCGGCAAACUGAUUGCCAGCCAGUUAAGGAAGUUACCGCUCAGCCUGGCUUUGGAUACACAGCUUAAAAUACAGACGCUGGUGAACGCUGCUCGCAUUCAAGCUGUUUACCAGCAGUACAGCUACGCCGGGCCGUCCCAGGAAGCUCUGUCGGUUCAAGCUCUUUCAAACGGGAUACUAGCCAGCAUGGCGUCUCAAAGCCCUUACGCGUGUCGAGCCGUCGACAUGAGGAAUGACUCCCCCGACGAAAUGCAGAGGGAAUUAAAGACAGAAUACUCCGUGGGGUCCGAAAUCGAUGACUAA